AUGAUCGAAGUUCUUGUGAUCUUACAGCAAUAUUACAAUGACAAAGCGAAACCAAAUCCUUUUGUCUGGGACAUGGUUGAAUCAAUGAUGGCAGCUCCAGCGGCAGCUGUUGGAUAUGGAGAACAGGGCUUAGCAGUCCUUUAUGCUCUGAGAGACUAUCCUGUGGUAAACAUGACUGGUGUUGUGAUUGGAUCUCAACUGCCCUGGGUAGAAGUACAGGCGCUACACAGUGGUGCUAGAAAGGUACUCACUGUUGACUACCAAAAAAUAAACGUUAUUGGCUCGAAAAAAAUAGAAUAUAUCCACCCUAUUGAAUUUGCAAAUGAUUGGCGCAACAGCGUGGGAAAGUACGAUUUUGCGAUUUCCUUUUCCUCCAUAGAGCAUAGCGGCUUGGGAAGGUACGGUGACCCCAUUGAUCCAGUUGGCGAUUUGCGGGAGGCACAGAAGAUACUGUGCCUGCUAAAGCGAGGAGGUGUAGCUUUUAUCGUAAUAAAAUUCUGUUUCACCUCAUACCAAAAAGGUCUGCAGUUCUCAAUUGUAUCCAAACAUGUGCGUAACGCCAUCUUUGGAGGCAUUUUUUAUCUUGGUAUUCCUGUUGGCAGAGAUUCCAUUUUCUAUAACGCACAUCGUUUGUACGGCCGAAUGCGGUUGGCUAUGAUAAUGACAGGUUUUGAAUGGUUGGCCACGUACAGAGGAAGCAAUCCACAUUCACAGCGCAGAACUGAAAAUGAUUACAAGGAAUAUACAGACAAAUAUAUAGAUCUGUACGUUAUGAAAAGAAUUUAA
Molecule: messenger RNA, 786 nt
Organism: Cylicocyclus nassatus
Lineage: Eukaryota; Metazoa; Nematoda; Chromadorea; Rhabditida; Strongylidae
Source: the annotation of a GenBank genome assembly